Messenger RNA from Emericellopsis atlantica, 1036 nucleotides. RefSeq lists its product as uncharacterized. The coding region runs from base 134 to 904 and encodes 256 amino acids. The transcript has 3 exons. NCBI's taxonomy places the organism in Eukaryota, Fungi, Ascomycota, Sordariomycetes, Hypocreales, Bionectriaceae. The record is from RefSeq and is a predicted model, not a curated record.
UUUCCCUUUUCUUGUCUUUUCUUUGUCUUUCCUACUCUCAUCUUCUUUCCCCGUUCUGUUUCGACUUUGCUUCUCAACGUCUGUUCUUGUUGUUGCAGUUGUUAUAUCUUCGAGUACAUACACAGUUCACAAGAUGCGUUUCUCCGUGUUGGUCUGCUCGCUGGCCGGCGUGGCCUCUGCGGCUCCUACGUUUCCCGACUUCAACUUGAAGAACAUUCUCAACCCAGACAACACACUCGAGGCCCUGUCAGAUUACUUCAACACACUGGCCACGAGAGUGCAGUUGGCCAAGGUUCUCGCAGAGCCGCCUACAUGCGACGUUUCCACUGCCAAGAUACCCACUGCACCUGAGCCUCUACCAAGCCCUAGCGAUGGCCUCGCGGUAUCGCACGUGUUCGUCGGCCGCGGCACACAGAACUAUACCUGCGGGGAGGACGCCUCGGAAGCGCCCAAGGCUGCUGGCGCACUGGCACACCUCUUCGACGUGGGCUGCAUCGCGGCGCUCUACCCUGAUCUUCUCACACGCCUGCCCUCCAUGGCUGUGCAAUUCAACUCAACAGAGCUCGGUGCCUCGCCUCUCACUGCCACCGGCAUCCACUACUUCACGGAUGCGACAACGCCGUACUUCAACCUCGGCGGGGAGGACGUGCACUGCAAGAAAGCCAAUGACACUACGGCGCCAAGCACCGCGGCAGUGGGCCAGAAGGGCGAGAGUGCUGUGGCCUGGCUGAAGCUCGACGCUGCCCCAGGGGAUUCCAGCAAGAUCAGGGAAGUAUACCGCGUGGACACGGCGGGAGGCAGUCCCCCUGCUACCUGCGAGGGCAUGGACAAGACAUUCGAAGUGCAAUACUCAGCUACCUACUGGUUCUUCGAUGGCGAUGAGGUUGACAAGAACAGCGAGUAGGGUAAGCAAAAGGUGGAUUCGGCCACGCGGACUUUUUUACUUCUGUCUAUUUCGCUGUGCUUGCCACGGCGGCCAGCAUUCGUAUAUAAUAAAAUACCCUUGCCAGUUCAAGACAUGAGCGUAUGGCAAAAU